CUGUCGGUCAGCAGUCCUGCCGGCACAAGGGUUUAACCCAUUGCGCCACCAGGGGCUCCUGUCUGUCAGCUCCAACUUCCAUGCAGAUACAUGAGAGAAGCCUCCCACAGGAUGGCAACACAUCCGGGCAUCCCCUGGGCAGCGUCCUUGCAGAGGGCCAAUUCUCUCACACCAAAAAACAACUUGUAGUAUGUUCUCAAUUCGCUUCUGACACGAUAAAAAAAAGUAGCCACAGCCAAUCCACUUCUGCCUUUCCUAUUUCUCAACUCUGGGUUGGAUCUUUUAGUUCAAACCCCACAAUUAUUUCAAAUUGGAUGAGGAAGAGAUGUGUGCCAAGUUUGGUCCAGAUCCAUUGAGCCAUGUAAGAGGACAAACCAAGCUACAUACUUUGACUUUUAUUUAUAUAAAUAAGAUGCUGUUUUUAGCUGAACAUCAUAAAAUUAUAAUUAUUCUCUAUAAAGCCACAUUUGCUCAGAGUAUUAGACUUGUGACAUCAUUACUAACUGAACAACUAUAAUCCCCGAGGUUUCACACUGUGCUGAGAAAGGGAUUCCACCUUCCCUUAAACACUACUGUACUUACAAAUGUGCCAUUCUUUCUUGUUGUGUUGCACUAAUGGAUUCCUUUGUAAUCCCCUCUUGAGAGGCAAAGCUAAUAUACAUCAAGAACUCUCCACAAGUCCUAGACAACAGCACAACAAGUUAUCCAAAUAUUUAAAAUAACCCUAGCCUUUAGAAUGAAUACAAACUUCGAAUACACAUCCAAGAGUGAAAACAGGGAGCACAUACUGUUAUCAUAAUUAGUCUAUAGCUAAUGGGUGUUAAUGGCAUCGCUUCUUGGCCCUCCUCUUUGUCUCUCUCUCUUCUCACAUUCAGCAGCUGGAAUCUAAACCCUUGGGUCUUGUUUAUAAAUGUAGCAGCCUUUCCACCUUUUUCAGAAGGGAAUAGACUGUGCAAAACUGAGAAGAAGGAUUAGAAAGCAUCUUGCAAUACCUUAAGGAGCAACCAGUUGAGGACAAGGACAGCUGCAUCAUGUAUGUGCUGCUUCUUCAGAUGCUGUUGAUUUCUUGGCUUGGAACCACAGAGGAAACUGAUGAACUGCAAACGAAAAGGAGGAAGAGAACUCCACAUCCUUUGCCUCCAGAUAUACUAGCAAAAUAUCUUCUGGACUACGAAGGGACUUUGGAAGAGCCCAGUUUGUUUGUGACACAUUUCUUGGCAGAAAUGGAGAGAAAGAAAGAAGAUGGGCUUCAGAUCCCUAAAUCUAUUUUACCUUAUAUAGGUAGUCAUGCAACGCCAGAUUUGGGAAGCUGGGCUCCCCCAAGUCCAUUCCCCCAUCCACAGAACCCUCCUUCCCACCCUCCGAAGAGGAAAUCAGAAUCUCUCUUCAGGAAAGAUGCAAAGAAGUUUUGGGAUAUUUUCAUGCUGAAAGCCAAGCCAAGGUCUGAAGAGGUUGUCCUUCCUAUCAAGACCAAUGAAAAGUACCAGGACAUCUGCAACACUCUACCUUUUUCUCAGACUAUUGCACACGAGAACUGUGAGAAUCUGGUGAUACAAAACAACCUGUGCUUUGGAAAAUGCAGUUCUUUCCAUGUUCCUGGUCUGGAAGAUCGCCUUUACACCUUCUGUUCCCACUGCUUGCCGACCAAGUUUUCCAUGAAACGCCUGGAGAUGAAUUGCACAAGGGCGCUGCCCGUAGUUAAGGUGGCUAUGAUUGUAGAAGAAUGCAGGUGUGAAGUUCAGAGAACAACAAACCCUGAAGUGGGUUUUCUACAUUCAGACUUGUUGGCUAGCAUCCAUGGACACAACUGAAGCUUUCAAAACUGUCUGGAUCCUUAGCAAAAUGCCACCACAACAUUUUGAUUCUCUCACAAAAUUUGUGACGUGCUAUGCGUGUAUGAAAGAGAAUAAGGCUUUCUUACCACAGACAUUCCAGAGCUGAUUUUUAGUAACCUCUGCUGUUUUAAAGGGACAUUCGCACUUUAUAAUUUUCUGAUGUAAACCAGUUUUUAGAAUUGACUCCAGCUUUCUAUUGCAUGCAAUGGAAGAUAAAGGUCUUUUUUUUAAUGAAAAUGAAACAAAGCAAUCCUAUGACUCCUAGGAAAUCAUGGUGUCAAAUAUAUAAACUGGGCAAGGAACAAAUUACCACAGAGCGCAGUAAUUUCCUAUAUGGUACUAAUAAACAUUUUUCAUUACCUUCUGAAAUGAAAUCUUGGUAUGUAUUAGUGAGUAAAGUUGUUACCUACCUAAAUUGGCAGAGUAUAUGAAAAAUAUUGGCUUCAAGUCUUUAAUAUCUCUUUUUGUUAUGUGCUCUCAAGUUGACUGUUUUAUGACAAUCCUAUCCUAGGGUUCUUUUUUGGCAAGAUUUAUUUAGAGGGGGUUGCCAUUGCCUUCUAAAGCUCAGUGGGUGUGAUUUCCCAAGGUAACCAAUGGGUUUCCAUGGCUGAUCAGUUUUCAGUUUUGAUAUAAAACAGGGGUGGACAACAUAAGACCUCACAACUAUGUAUAUCCACUGCCUGUUUUUGCAGACCUAAUCUUGGAUCUCUCUGUGUUGUUGUAUGACUUUAAGUCAAUUCUGAGUUAUGACAACGCUAUCAUCACAGGCUUUUCCUGGCAAGAUUUCUUCAGAAGUGUACUCUGUCCUCCUCUUGGGUUGAGAGAGUGUGAUUUACCCAAGCUCACCUAGAGCAGUGGUUCUCAAUCUGGGGCAGUCAGAUGUUUUUGGCCUACAACUCCCAGAAAUCCCAGCCAGUUUAA
Anolis carolinensis (green anole) is the source of this 2756-nucleotide messenger RNA. RefSeq names its product cerberus 1, DAN family BMP antagonist (gene cer1). The coding region runs from base 1032 to 1811 and encodes 259 amino acids. NCBI's taxonomy places the organism in Eukaryota, Metazoa, Chordata, Lepidosauria, Squamata, Anolidae. The transcript has 2 exons. The record is from RefSeq and is a predicted model, not a curated record.